GUCUGAUUCCGUUGGCUCGGUGAACUUUGGGCACAAAUUACUUGUGCUCUAACUUAUGGAUAUUGGUCAAUUUGCCUCCAUUGCGCAGAUUCGCAUCCUUUUAGUCCCUGUGGGAUCCAUCCGGCGUUCUGCUUUCGAGAAAUAUUCUGGUCUUGUGAGAUCAUUCGAGCAUAUUCGACUCGGUGAUAUUCCCCCAGAUACUAGAGAGGAUAAAAACCGGUUUCUCCCUUCACCCUUAGCUUCGGGUAAUCUCCAUCUUUCCUUCCUCACGCAUCCACCUCCGACAUGGCGUUCGGCAUUCAAUUUAUUUCGAAUCUCGUCGUUCCCUCUUGCAGUAAUCGGAAUAGCGGAUUGCACUUCAGGCGCAACAGCAUCUUCGCUGGUCGCAGAAUUUAAGGCGGACCUCUCUACUUUGCUCCCAGAUGGUUUACCAUUCCCAUUUACCACUAAAUGCUUAGCUUUUGAGGAGGGCGAAGGAAAUGCCAAUAUGAAUCUAUCUACUUCUACGAGCGAGUUAGUUACGAUACCUAGCCUGAUGGGCAACAAGCAAGUCUAUGUUGGGACGUUGUUGGCAGAGCUUUGUCACGACAUCAUAGUUGAAUUUCCGUCCAUUGUUCGAUGCAUAGACACCCCGCACGGUCUCGACACGUUGAACAGCGAAAUACUCCCCCGUUUAGGCCGAAUAGGUGGAGUGUACUAUUUGCACAGAAGCGCCGAAAACCCUGUAGAGCCGGUAAGGAAUGGUGGUCAACGCUCGGGAACGCCUUCAUCCAAUCCAGCAGCCGAUCGUGUCACUUCCGGAAUGGCCAGCUCCCCGACUAAACUCUCUGUGCCCCCGGCUGCCAAAAAGCGCAACAGUGCUGGAGGGUAUAAUAGCGGCCGGCUUGCAAAGACCUUGGGAGAUUUAUACCUUCUUUCAGGAAAGCUGUCUGACGCCAGCUACUGGUAUACUGAAGCGGUAUCUCUUUUCCGCGCUGCUCAAGAUACAAUAUGGAAUGCGUCUGCUUUGGAAGGUCAAUGUAUUGUGGAGGUUCUGGAGGCUUGGAAUAUGGGUGAAUCCUUGCACGCUUCCCUUGGGGGAAAUGUGUUAGCGGAUCCCUGGGCAAAUAUCUCCGAUAAGAUGGGGCAGGCCAUUAACUUGUAUUCGCGGGCAGCACCGACUAAUCCAUCCCCCGCCAAUACCAUAUUUCCUUUGGAUAACGAGCAUUCCUCUAUUGUUUUUCUUUACAUCUCCGCCGUUCUCCGAUACUCCCACCUCCUCUUGUGUAUCUGGUCUUCUAAAGGCUGGAAUCCAUUAUCUGUAUCAUCAGCCUUUUCGACAACCCUUCCCCCGACUUUCUCACCCGACAAACCAAGUAUUGGAACUCUUUAUCGGAUGUCUGCGCUUUCCAACAUAACGAGAUCCUUUAUUGGCCAAGUUGUUGCUCAGUGCCAUGGUCCAUUUCUUCUGCAUUUGCAACCUUCGGAUAUAAUCUUUGUUUUCUCUGUCAUGGCGAAGUACUACUCUGGCUUAGGAUUUCGGAGAAAAGAAGCAUAUGUUCUUCGGGAACUUCAGGCAGCUCUUGUGGAUCUGAUUGUCCUCGGACGAGAAGAAUCUCGAAGUGAUGUUUCAGAAGUGAUGUCUGGUUACACUCGUAGUCUGGAAAUUAAUCCAGACGACCCCACUCUACCCUUCAGCCAGCCUGGAUCGGUCGCGCGACGCGAUCAGGAUAAUGAAGAAGGGAAUACAAGUGUACUCAGGAUCACCCAACACAUUGCUGCUGUCUAUGGUAUCGACCUCCAAGCUGUGAAGCUUGUUGAUGGAUUGGAAAUAGAUGCCGAUCACUCGACUGAUGCCAUGCAGCCUUCACAUCUAGAUCCUCGAAACGUAGUUCAAUAUGGCUGGCCGGAGUUGCAGGUUGGCGUGGUACGAGAGGCUACUGCGGUAACGGAGGCGCUUCCGGAUCACGCUUCAAAGGCACAAUUUUCUCUUUCGACGAUUAAGCAGCUGCAUCAGCACCUCACGGCAAGUGAGCAACAGCAUCUCCAUGACAGCGCCGCUCGAGGGUUGAAUACAGUGAGAAGAAGAGGAGGGCGCCAGCGAAUCGAGUUCUGGCCCGAUAAUCUGAUUAUCAGGCUCGAUGUUAUUCCCUUAACUCCUCAUAAACAUCCAAUUGAGCAAUCGUGGAAGCGGCUUGAGACCUCUACAAGUGCUUCGACUGCUAAAGGUCCAUUCAUUUAUGAGCCGAAGGGCAAAAAAGCCAGUACUGCCCAUGUCGCCGUGCAAAACGAGGCACUGGAGUUCGAAGUGCUUCUCCGAAAUCCUUAUCAUUUUGACCUGGAAGUUCAGAGCAUCUUUUUAAGCACAACUGGCUUGGAGUUUCAAACGCAGCCGCAUCCAACAGUGGCUCCAGCUGAUUCUGAAAUCGUUGUUGUCCUCAGUGGGAUCCCCCUGGAAACUGGGACGCUCACUAUCCGUGGAUGUUUUCUACAGCUUCCAGGAGGGGCUCCAAAGGAGAUGCUUGUACCUCUUCCUGAGGAUGAUGACACUCGACUGUCUGUGCAGAGACUUUCCGGGAUUGACAAUGAUUCAGACCGUAUUAAGUACGCGGGUCUGGAGAGCAACCACCUAGUUUCCUCCCGAGGAGAGAUGGCUUACAAAUCCAAGCGAGCCUCGCAAACGCCCUCUCUGCGAUUUCUCCAAGUUCAAAUUACUCCUGAACAACCAUUGUUACGUCUACGAAGAUCAUCCAUAGUCCAUGGCUCCCUGAUGAUGUUUAGUGGUGAACGGUCUUCCAUACAUCUGACAGUAGAGAAUAUUUCCACUCUCCCCGUUGAUUUCCAUAGGCUCACCUUUGAGGACUCCACUAUAGCGUCUGCCCAGCAAACUCUAGACGAAGGGGAUAUGUCGGUAGCGGAGGCGUAUGAGGCAGAAUAUGAGUUGUUACGGCGGCCAUUCUUAAGCUGGGACCCUACCGAAGACCGUAGAGUGAUAGCGCCAGGGGCUACAUUAAACCUCAAAGUUGCAUGUUAUGGGAAACUCAAUUGCACGUCCGGAACAAUCCACCUUUCGUAUGCUUACGCUGACCGACAUCAGUCGAAUGAAACCUCUCCGGAGAGCAGUAGUUCACUUUCCGACAUUUUCCAUCUACGACAAAUCCAAUACCCUGUCAAUGUUACCGUUUAUCAUACGCUGGAAUGCAACAAUCUCGACAUUAUACCACAUCACACCUUCCAAGCGCUUCCGCCCUUGGAUGGCGACAUAUCUGAAGAAGGUCCGGGUCGGCGGGAGCUGAUGGAAGUGGGAGAACCAGGCGAAUAUUGCUUGGUGUUUGUAGAUGUAAGCAAUGUGUUUGGGAUGCCAUUCAAUGCGACUUUAACUCGGCACCAAGCGGACACCCCAGAUGCAUCCAUCACUCGUGUUGUAUCUCCAGGCUCGACAGUGAGACUCUUCCUUCCGGUGAAGCGUUUCGUGUUAUCCUCGCAGGAUUGCACGGCUCCGAUUCCUGCUUUGACUAAUCGGCAGUUUGUCGUUUCGAAGGAGAAGCUGAGCCAGGAGGAAGAAAGGCUUCAAAGGGAGCUCUUUUGGUAUCGCGAAGAGCUUUUCAAGAUGAUUGAAGCAACAUGGACAGAGGAUGCAACGCACCGCUCGGGGAUUAUCUCGCUUAGAUCUCAGCGUUUGACACUUCUCAUGUACGAGUCAUUACGCCGAGAUUGCAUCAUUAUCGAAACUGGUUUCGAGACGAUGCAUACAGAAGCCGGAACUGCUGAGACAAGCCUGACCGAUACCGAGAAAACACGGCUCACUAGCUCGUUGCCUUUCCGAGGUCGGAAUUCGUGGCGCGUGGAAUUAUGUGAAAUGGUACAUCUUGUUAUACGCGUGCGCAAUGAACUUGAUCGUCCCUGUCGGCUCAGUCUUACUUGUCGUCCUGUCCAUCCUACUCCAAGCGAACACGCUAUAUUUGAUGGAUGGUUAUCAAACAAUCUUCUCGGUGUGCUGCAGCCUGGUGACAGCACGACAAAGACCUUCGCCGUCGUUUUUGUUGCGGAAGGCACGUUCAACUUCCGCGUCGACGUCGAGGAGCUGGAUUUAAAGGAAGGAACUCCCCUCCGCGAGUUAGGACGAUACCCUGCAAUGUCGAGUAGAUUCGUGACUGCAAUUGUGGAGGAAGGUUCCAGGUGAAUUUGAGUUCGGCAUUGUAAUUCUGAUCUGGGCUACCUUUUGG
Messenger RNA from Cantharellus anzutake, 4205 nucleotides. RefSeq names its product TRAPP II complex. The record is from RefSeq and is a predicted model, not a curated record. Gene Ontology annotation, cellular component: trans-Golgi network. NCBI's taxonomy places the organism in Eukaryota, Fungi, Basidiomycota, Agaricomycetes, Cantharellales, Hydnaceae. The transcript has 15 exons. The coding region runs from base 56 to 4162 and encodes 1368 amino acids.